Molecule: messenger RNA, 1423 nt
Organism: Blastomyces gilchristii SLH14081
Lineage: Eukaryota; Fungi; Ascomycota; Eurotiomycetes; Onygenales; Ajellomycetaceae
Exons: 1
Coding region: 931-1242 (103 amino acids)
Source: RefSeq, a predicted model, not a curated record
CCCCUUCUUUUUUUUUUUUUUUUUUCUCAACCGACGAGCCAGUAAUUUUGUUUAAACAGAGAGAACUUUUUCUGUCAAAUUUCAGCGCUAUCAGUGCUAGCAGGUUUUCAAUUUUCUCUGAUGACAGUUCCUCCAGCUAUGCUUCUGUUUUUUUUUUUUUUUUUUUUUUUUUUUUUUUUUUUUUUUUUUUUUUUCUUCUUCUUUUGGCUUGUCGUUACUUGUUCUAUCUGACAUGCUUGUUAUAUACUUUCCAGGGUAAUAAAUAGACACGAUUCAAUUCUAACACUUCUUCCACCCUUUCUCCCCUUCUUGCUUUGUAAAGGAGAGAUCGCCAUCGUCACAGAGCCACCUGUGCAAGUGGGACUCACUCAUUCUCAAAGCCAACGCGGAAGGUUGCCCUUUUGUUCCACCUCCAAGGUCUCGUUGACACAAUGUCGCUCCUUAAUGUUCGUCUUGAACAUCGUCUCUUUAGGCACGCGUCGUUUGAAGUGAAUGUGUGGAUGCUUUCACGCCGAGAUGAGAUGUGUAUAUCGUCCGUUGCAGAUACACACUAAUAUAAUAUCCCCAUAAUCCCCUGGGCACCUUCGAGUGAUGGUCUUUUCUAUACCCUGAUAUUUCCGCUCCAGCAGUGUUAUACUGUAAAAUGGUAUGACUUUUCUGGCGAGGCUAAAUUCCUAGAUUAGGCAAAUACGUUAUCAACAUAUCAACGCUCAUCGACCGUGCUUUUAUCUCGUAGUAGUACGGCUUGGAAUGUACGAAUCAUCUGGGCAUGCAGUGCCACCGAUAAAAAGUCAGCUUCAUGUUGUUCUAUACCCCCUUCUUUAUCAUCAAAUGGGGUUUAGUUUUGUUAGAAAAUUGUUGCGGGGAGGGGGGAUUACAUGAGCUAGUUAGCUUUUCCUUCUACAAUGCGCAUCGUUCCCACCGGGAACAAUGCUGAUACCAUCACCUGUCUACACAGGCGAGGAUGAUCUCAGAGCCUUGUGGGCAACCGUGAACAAGCCUUGGAAACAGAUCAGGUGGCUCGCCACGAAAAGAUCUGGUAAACAUUUUGGUGUCGCCUCUCUACAGGUUGAAUGUCAUGUUAUCCUGGAGCAAUUUCGCACUGCUUGGAGUAGAUCGAGUUUUAUGGUCCAAAACCUAGAUUUGGCUCUACGGAAUCGAGACGUGUUUUCAUUUGCCUUUAUGAAAAUAGAGAGCACAGGACGGGGCGGGACAAGGUUGCCGUUGAGGCAAGCAAGCUGAAGUAAGCUAUGGAUUUGGAGAUAUUCCUAGUUGACAAAUAAUUUAAAUGUGGAGGGGGUCUUGACUUGUUUCCUUAUGGAUAUAUAUAUUAUGCGGUGGAUCCAUCCACAUUGCACCAGGUAAAGGACAUACAUGUAGAAUAGUGACCUCAAAUAUGAUAAGAAUACUAUACAUGUCUCCC